Molecule: messenger RNA, 2157 nt
Organism: Colletotrichum aenigma
Lineage: Eukaryota; Fungi; Ascomycota; Sordariomycetes; Glomerellales; Glomerellaceae
Gene: srb4
Product: Mediator of RNA polymerase II transcription subunit 17
Exons: 3
Coding region: 1-2157 (718 amino acids)
Biological process (GO): regulation of transcription by RNA polymerase II
Cellular component (GO): core mediator complex; mediator complex
Molecular function (GO): transcription coregulator activity
Source: RefSeq, a predicted model, not a curated record
AUGGCGUCGGGCAGCUCAAUGCCCUUCUCCUCCCUGCAACCAACCCCGACAGGCGGUCGCAAGCCUAAGAACCUUGCCGAAUUCAUCGCGCGCGUACAAUCAGAGCGCGGCUUUCGCAACGUCACGGAAGAAAGCCUGAAGCAAGAAAUUGAGGACCGCAAGAAUGGUGUCGCCGACGUUAAGGAGGAGGAGGACACUGCCAUGGCGGACAGUAACGAGGACGAGGAGGAGCCAGCCGACGCCAACGCCGCGCGCAAUGAAGUGCUGAGAAAUAUCGAUGCCGCCAACAACUCCGCGCUCAUGGCACUCGAUUUCAUCUCAUUACUUCUUUCGAAAGAGAGCCCUGCCCAAGCCGGUACUACCCUUUCAGCCCAGCUGCGAGACUGGGUAGGCAUCGGCAGCCUCGGGAUCGCCAAGCGCGAAGACAACGACGAGCAGAAACAGCGCGACGCCGAGAAAGCAAAGGACAACCGCGACGUCUCAUUAGGCUGGGCCCUGAUCGAUAUCAACACUACAAAGGAGUCGGCGGAUAAGGCAGCUAGCCACUUGAGCAAGGAGGUCGAGCGCGAAGAAAAGUACUGGGGAGAGAUCCUGGCGGUGCGCCAGGCUGGGUGGUCAAUGUGCAGAUUGCCGGCGGAGAAGCAAACGCUGGGCGUGAGGUUCGGAUUCUCAGAAGCGUCACCCGAGUUCAGGAAUAGCAGUCUCGCCCCUUUACGGCGUGGUGAUGACGGUUCGGCAAUGCUUCAACACGGCAGGGUCGGUGCUGGCUGCCAACGUCUCGGCGUCACAAUCGGCAGAUCAGGCAAGACAACGGGUCGUCUCGCCUUCGGCACAUCCGUGCCAGAUACUGCCCUGCUCCAAGACCGUGUUCUCGAAGCGCGCAACACCAUCUUUGCCCAGGAGCUUUGGCACGAACUGCACCGUGAAGCGCACUCACUCGCUUCCUACGGUGUCCGCGCGAGCCAUUCCGCCAUCACAUUCAAUCCAGCCUCCGGCCCAAGCCUCACCCUCGAACUUGAGAACCUCGAAGACAUCGCCAAUAAGGCCGAGGACCAUCCAGACAACACACUUGCAGAAGCGACGCACCUGAGCCUGCACAUCUUCCUAAGUCACGCUCAUAGACUUAAUGAACUUCAACGCUUACGACCGACACCGCCUCACCAGCGCCGCAACCAGACGCAAAACCAAUAUCAUCUUCUCCGCCCCAUCGUGGCCAAGAUACUUCAUGACCGCGCGAUAGAACAAGUCACACGGUUCUCCGGUGACCUCACCAACGUGUUCCGCCAGGCCGGCGUUGGCGCUGCCAACUUCAUCCUCAACACCCCGCCUUACCCGACAGCAGAUCUACGCAACAGCUCCGGCGGCUCUUCCGUCCGCCCCAGCGCGUCACAAGCCCUCGCCAACCAGAUCACAACCGCCCCAGCCGAUUUUCAACUCGAGCUCAUCCUGAACGCCACGUGCCGCCUGCAGAUCCGUGGCCGCACCUUCCUUACGCCCCUGACAACAACCCAAUUCCAAGUCCAGCUGCUUCCAAACGCCGCCGAGCCGCCCAAUACCCUCCAGGGUUCCUAUCCGCCCUCCCGCGACCCCUACCCGAGCUUCUCCGCCUUGAAGGACUACCUCACCGACGCAGCCACCCACGCCCUGACAGACUGGUCCAUGUCCCUCAUCCCUCCUCCCCAAGCGCCGUCGCCUUCGGGACCCGCCCGCCCGGAGUGGACCAAAUCCAUCCGCGGCACCGCCAUCAGGGACAUCGACACCGAGAACCGCGAGGUCCGCUUCGACAUCCUCGACGACGCCGACGAGAGACCGAUCCUCAACGUCGGCGCGGCCUGGCGCACCGCGGACCAAAAGUCCAAAAUACAGCGCUGGAAGUGGUCCCCCUACGGCCCCGCGGAGCCCAUGCAGAUCCCGCACAUCGUCAACGCCGUCGUCCAGUCCAGCGACUUGGCCAAGGACUAUUCUUCGGCCUCAGCAGGGGACUACUCCUCGAACUCACCAGGGGACUGCUCGUCACCUUUGGCAGAGGACUACUCUUUACCCUCACCUGAGGGCUACCUGUGGGACUGCCCUUACACCUUUCAGGGGCUUUCUAGGAUGCUAGCCAGAAUCGACGACAACGACGACUGCCAUAGCAUCGACGACCUUCUGGAUUAG